AUGUCUCUGAUAUUGAAUACAAUUAUGAGUCCAUUCAAUCAUUCAACUCACAUAAUUGAGGUCAGCUGUGUUUGCGUUUCCUAUAUAAAGCUAGUGCAAGGUUCAAUCAAUGAAUAUUAUCGUCUACCUUUCAACGCAUACAUCAUGUCGAUUACAUUUACCCUUUCUGACAAUUCUUCUACGCUUCAAGCUGACUUCAAUCCUCCAAUCUAUCUUUCAGAUGAUGAUGCUUAUAAAAUUGGGUUGUGUGAUUUUGAAUCCUUCAUUGUCAUUCCUAAUGUUGAUGCUUCCAACAAUACUUUUAUAUAUUCUACAUCUUCAAUUGCCAGUUAUCACCAAUUGUUUAAACUUCCUAUCGGUUCCUAUGAAAUUUCAGAGUUGGCUACCGCCUUACAACAAAAACUUCCAUCAGGACUGCCAACAAAACUGCAUCCAACGUUACUUUACAAGCCAAUUGUGACAUCGAUUUUUCUUCAAAAAAUACUAUUGGUCGCAUGUUGGGCUUUGAACCCCUAA
This is a messenger RNA of Acanthoscelides obtectus, 516 nucleotides long. NCBI's taxonomy places the organism in Eukaryota, Metazoa, Arthropoda, Insecta, Coleoptera, Chrysomelidae. The record is from the annotation of a GenBank genome assembly.